Parasteatoda tepidariorum (common house spider) is the source of this 4603-nucleotide messenger RNA. The record is from RefSeq and is a predicted model, not a curated record. NCBI's taxonomy places the organism in Eukaryota, Metazoa, Arthropoda, Arachnida, Araneae, Theridiidae.
UUAUAGCUUGUUUUAAUGAAUAAUUAGUUUUACAGUAAGCAAACCUGUUUCAAAAUGACAUAUACGGAAUUAAAAAAUUAAAAAAAAUCUUUUGCCACAUUUUCCCUUUUUCCCGAUGUGGGGCGCUGCAUAUCCGUUACCGUAAAUUGAGUCACUCAUGAUUAGUCAACGCCAUAUUGUGUCUUAUGUUUAUUAAUCGCGUAUUUUUGCUCGCAAUUAAAAGUGAUGUUUGAAGAUUUAACCUAAUUAAGAGCUGAUAUCAACUAUAUAUUACAAAUCAUUUUGAAAUAAAAUUAUGUUUCAAGAAAAAUCUUAAUCUAUCAUGUUUAUCGGUUUCUUACACAGACUUAUUACUGUAUGCGUCAUCUGUUUACGGUAUAUAUUGUGCGGAGAUGCUCCUGUAAUAUCACCUUUUAUGUUCCCUCCUAUUCUAAAGGAGGGAGAGAGAGGAAGUACAAUAUGCACUAUACGUUCUGGAACUAUGCCUGUGGAAUUCCAUUGGAUAAAAGACGGUCAAAAGUUGAACGACGAUGUAAAUUUGGAGAUUCAGUUUCUAAAAGAUUCUUCCUUUUUGAGAAUCAAUUCCGUGACGUCGAAAAAUUCUGGAAAUUACACUUGUCAAGUAACGAAUGCAUUCGGAAGAGAUCAUUUCACAGCAAGUCUUACUGUGACAGCACCGCCUACGUGGAUACAUCAACCUACUGACCAAUACGUUAAAGAAAAUGAACAACUGACCAUUGAUUGCAAAGCCUCGGGUGUUCCUUCUCCUGUAAUAAAAUGGACUUCAGGUGAUAAGGAUCAGCCUAUUCCAAACGAAGUGUCUUCCAAUGUUAGAGUAACAGACAGCGGCUCCUUAUCAAUUAAUAAAGUGGAUGUCAACGUUGAAGGAUCAUACAUCUGUAGAGCAAGUAAUGAUUUUGGAGAACCUCUUAUUCAGAAAAUAUCUAUAUUCGUCCACAGUAAGCCAACUGGAGUUAGAAAGAGAGAUGGGAGGAUUGCCUCCAAAGGAACUUUACCACAAUCAAGGUCAGAGGCUGGAAAGCCGUGGCACGCAGAAGAAAGUACUGGUGCAGUCUUCUUGAGAAAGCCAGGGUCCACCCAGGACAGUCGAGCUACUGAUGAUGAAAGGUGUUCAAUAAGGUAUUUUUUAAUCGCUGGAAUUGUUUUCACCUGCGCUGGAUAUGCUCAUUGUGGAGAUCCUCCCAUUCUAAAUCCUUUUACUUUUCCAUCUGCAUUGAGGGAAGGAGAACGUGCAAUUGUGACUUGUGUAAUUCGCUCUGGAGACAGGCCUCUAACUUUUCAAUGGUUGAAAAACAAUGAAUUAUUGAAAGAAGCUCCAGAGAUUGAAAUUAGAUCGGAUAAAGAUGUGUCAAUUCUUCUUAUCGAAUCUGUUGUUUCUCAGAGUUCUGGAAAUUAUACAUGUAUUGCCAAAAAUUCUUUUGGCAGUGAUAGAUACACGUCUACUCUGGAAGUUUCUUCUCCCCCGGAAUGGUUAAAGGAGCCAAUAGACGCAGUAGGAAAAGAAGGAGAAAGAUUAGUGUUAGAGUGUCAAGCAGCAGGAGUUCCACAGCCUACAAUCACUUGGAUAUCAGAUGGUAAGAAUUCUCAUGUAUCGAAUGAUGCCGGAUCUGCGAUUCGAGUUCUGCCAACAGGUUCUCUAAUCAUAAGCAAUCUAGACUCUUCAAUGCAAGGACAGUACACAUGUGUAGCAGACAACGGGUUAGGAGAUUCUUUGAAAAAACAAAUCUCCAUAUCUGUAAGGGAUCCUCCUAUUAUUGCGCCAUUUAUGUUUUCACCUGUUUUGAAAGAAGGGGAAACAGCCAAUACAUUUUGCUCUAUUCGUUCGGGUGAUAAACCACUCGAAUUCAAGUGGAUAAAAGAUGGUCAACCACUGCCUGUAUCGCCCACCGUUAAUGUACAGUCUUUUGAAGAUUCUUCUGUUUUGUUCAUCAAAUCUGUCGAUUCUGGAAGUUCGGGAAAUUACACUUGCAUUGUAACAAAUUCUUUUGGUAAAGAUCAGUAUACCGCAUCUCUUGUUGUUACAGCUCCUCCUGUAUGGUUAAAAGAACCUACAGAAACUGUAGUGAAAGAAGGAGAAAGCGUUUCCAUAGAGUGUCAAGCAACAGGUGUUCCAUCUCCAAACAUUCGAUGGAAAACUGAAGUUAAAGGUGUCACUAUAACAUCAGAUUCUUCAAGUACAAUUCACGUGACUUCGAUUGGAACAUUAAUCAUUUCGAAAGUAAUUUAUUCUAUGGAAGGAUCUUACACUUGUGAAGCUGAAAAUGGUUUCGGACCACCGCUCACUAAAACUAUUUCUCUCACUGUGCGUGGUAUGUAUGUAAUUCCAGGAAAAUCCUGUUUUUUGCUUCCUGUAUCGUCCAUUGAAGUAUUUAUGAGAACAGUUAUUAAAUGUUUCAAACCUUUUUCUGGUGUUUCAGAUGCUCCUAUCUUGAUACCGUUUACAUUUCCGUCAGCAUUGAGAGAAGGUGAAAGUGCAACUGUGGUUUGUGCAAUACGCACAGGUGACAGGCCCCUUGUAUUUCAGUGGUUACAAAACAGCGAUCUGUUAAAAGAAACUUCAGGUAUCGAAAUCCAAUCUGCUAAAGACGUUUCACUAUUAUCUAUUGAAUCUGUAGUACGACAAAUGUCUGGAAAUUAUACGUGUAUAGUGAAGAAUGCCUAUGGAACUGACAAACAUACUGCAAACUUGGCUGUUUCUUCUCCUCCUGAAUGGUCAAAAGAGCCAUCAAAUGCAAUUGGAAAGCAAGGUGAAAACUUAAUCCUGGAAUGCGAAGCCGCAGGUGUCCCUCAACCAACAAUAACAUGGAUAUCUGAUAAAAGUAAUGUUCCCAUAUCGAAUGAUGCUGGAUCAUCUAUUCGUAUUUCAUCAGCAGGAUCUCUUACAUUGAGCAAUCUAGACUCUUCAAUGCAAGGACAUUACACAUGUGUUGCAGAUAAUGGAUUUAGUGAUUCUUUGAAAAAGCAAGUUUCUGUAACAGUGCGUGGUAAGUUGUGGAGAAAAUUUUUAAGACCCAAUGCCUAUUAAAUAUUGAUUAAGUAAUAUAAAAAAGAAUGCAUUGUCCUGCAAUCACAACCUAACGCUAUCGAAAUAUAAUGAAUCAUUAUUUGAAAUGGAUCACAUUAAUAGAGAGAUUAAAAUUACCUAACACUUGUUAAUUUAUUAAAGUUUACGACUGCUCUUGACUUAGGAGAAUGCGUUUCAUUUUCUUGGUUUUUGAUUAUUUUAAUCUCUCUAGAUUUGAUGAACUUCGAUCACAAAAACUUGUAACUUGUUUUUCCUUUGAUUUACUUUUUCACAAAGAUUCAAAAAUUAUGCUUAAUAAGAGUAGUGAUUGCUAAACGCUAUAAGUGUGAAUGCAAAUUUAAUAAAUAAUAGUUCUAGUUUUCAUAAACAGUAUUCUACUUUAUUUCGCUUGUAAGUCAGCUCAAAUCUGUUGCAGCAUCUGCAUAUAAUAGUGCUUUCCAUAUCAUGCUCCCACCUUAUUAAACUUGUUAGUUAUUGUCUUUAUUAUAUUUCAAAACUCAUAAAAAAUCUGCACUACUUUAACUCAUAAUGUGAGGCUAUCCAUCUGUUAUUAUUGAAUAUAUCUCGUUAUAAUUGUACCCACUUUUCAGAAAUACAAUGUUAAUUAUUUACGAACAACUUCAGCAAUUCCAAUUCAUUGUAUGAAGCAUGUUAUUUGUUAAGGCGAUUUUUCUGACUGUAAAAUGAUUAUGUAUAAUGUACUCUUGUAUGCAUUAAUAUAUUUAUCUAUUCUUAUUAAGGUUUUGUAACUUAAGUAAGAAUUGACACUUAACUUAUAUACUAACUUACUUAUAUUCAACUUACAUUUUACCUUAGCUUGUUAUUCACAUAAAGCAGUUAACAUAAUUAAUUCAAUUGAGUUUUGACUUAUAAAAACACAUUUAUUUUUAUUGUAUUUUCAUAGAUUAUAUCAGUUGUAAUUUAAUUCAAUAAUUACAUUGUUGUCUAUAGAAUUGCUUUCGAAGUAAAAAUACAUUGCGAUAUGAAUAACGAAGAGAUGUUGUAUAUAAUAAAAUUGAAUUGAACUGUUGUAUUUCUAUUUUGCUGGUGGCAAUUUUGUGAUAAACCUUAAAACAGUUUGCUCCGUCAUUACCAUCCAUAAUUUGUUUUUUCAGAAUCUUUGACAGAAAUCAUGUUAAACAUCACGACAGUUGCCUAACUUAAGCAUACAUGGAACAAAAACGCUAUCAAAAUUUGUCCUAGGGAGAAAGAAAGAAUAAAAAACACAAAACCAGUUAUAUUGGCUGAUGGAACUUGUUAAAGUUACGAAUAACUAUUUUUCAACAUUUAUUAUUUCUUCUGGCAAUAAAACAGUUUUGGAAGUUUUCAGUUACGCUUUCCACAAAAGUUGAUAGCGACUCUCGUUCAGUUUUCUCUCAAUAUUAUCUCUUGUCCCCUAAUAUGUAAUUUCGGCAAAGUUAAAAUAUAUAUUAAGAGCUGUCAUUAUUAUGGAAAGUCAUAAAUUUGUUCUAUAGAAUUUACCUGACAAUGUUUUUAAGUCUAUAUCUCCCUUAAGUGUAGUGUUUGUACUCAGUUUAUAGAAUGUAUUCCGACAUG